CAUCUUUCGUUGUGUCGUUGUAUGUGUCAAAUUGGUAGGCACUGUGAUGUUGUCAUAAACAAAUUCAACGCAGAAAUAUUUGCAUUAUUUGUCGUAAAAUAUUAGGAGAAAAAUGGGUGAACCAAGUACGUUCCCAGUGUUUAAAAAGGCCACCCUCGAAGACAAUUCAAUUGGAAAUAAAAAACGCGCAUGGAAGUCACUCAAACAGAUUUUAGCCACGGAACGAACACUACAAUGGCCUGAGAAUGCAGUUACAUACUCAUCGAUCAAUGCUCCACCGUCAUUUUUACCAGCCAAAAAAUACUCCGACAUCUCGGGAUUGAUUGCACCGUACACUGAUCCACAGACGAAACUUAAUUUUCACAACGCCGAGGAAUUUGUUACCGUACGAAGCUUGCCCAGCGAUCUCACAGCCGGCUAUUUAUCUCUGCGUGGUGCCAGCAGUAUCGUCGGAUGAAUUCAAUUUACAUUCAUAAGUCAAAUUAAGAUACAAAUUUAGAACCAAUAGCAAAUUGAAAAUGUCAACGAGUACAUCAACAAACCUUGUUCAAUGUCCAUAAUUCAAUUGAUAUUUAAGAGACAUUUUAUAAUGUCAACUUUUGAAAUUCAAUUUAUAGCUUGAAAUGUACUUUCAGUAGUGUGAAGAAUAUUGCUGUUGAUAAAAAUUGUUGUGAAAACAAACAGAUUUUUUUGAAUAUCUGAAUCCAUUUCAAUUUGUUGAUAUGAUAUACAAAACUAGCUUGACUGAAACUAAAAUCUUCAUCAGUAAUUGCAUUUUUUUUUAUUCAUUUUAUUAGAAAUAAAACUAAACUUGACCUAAAA
This is a messenger RNA of Sitodiplosis mosellana (orange wheat blossom midge), 822 nucleotides long. Its product is annotated as INO80 complex subunit C. The transcript has 2 exons. Lineage: Eukaryota; Metazoa; Arthropoda; Insecta; Diptera; Cecidomyiidae. Gene Ontology annotation, biological process: chromatin remodeling. Gene Ontology annotation, cellular component: Ino80 complex. The record is from RefSeq and is a predicted model, not a curated record. The coding region runs from base 113 to 457 and encodes 114 amino acids.